GAGUGGUAGAUUUAUCUAAGGAAACGGAGAGAGGGAGUGAUCGCCCCCCGUAUCUCUGAGUGACUUCAAUCAAUCAGCCCUCUGCUGGUUGUAAUCUCCGUAUGCUUUGCCGGGAGCAAAUCUCUUAGAUUGAUUACAAUGUCUGCCACAGUCUGAAUCUAUCGAUUGCCGAGCUUGUAAUGCAGUGGCAGUCUGCUGCUGUCUGCAGCUCACCAGAUAAUGCUUGCAUUGUUCAAUGACAAUUUGGAACUUGCAAAAAAGGAGGACUGAUUAGUAUACACAGCGUGGCCACUGGAAACUGCUAAUAUGGCGGCGCUUGACCGGGAGGUAACUGCUCGCGUUGUUCUGCAGCAGUGUUUACGUGCCAAGCUGCAGGUCAAACCUCAGGGUAAAGACUCUGAUGCUGAAUGGGUGGAGAUACAAAGGGGUAUGGUUAUAUAUGUAUGCUUUUUUAAAGGAUCAGACAAAAAUGAUAUCCCUAAAAUAGUGAGCGCUCUCCUGAAUGUGAAACUGAGUGAGUCAGAUACUGGGAAGCAUGUGUCCAUUGCAGAACUCCCAGGAGAUGUCCUUGUUGUCCCUCAGGCUACACUUGGUGGAAAGGCAAAGGGCCGUUGUAUGCAGUACCAUUCAAACGCGGGCAAGGAGCUAGGCAUGGAGUUGUAUGCUCUUUUUAUAGCUCAGUGCCAGCAGGAAUUAGAGUCUCACCCCAAAUGGGCGGAGGCUGGAUCUGCGCUGCGCUAUGGAACUUAUGGAAACAGACAAGUUUUGCAGCUGGACACUAAUGGACCCUACACACACUUACUAGAAUUCUGAGCUCUUCAUAUAAUUCUAAUCACAGGACAAGGACAGCACUUCCUUUAUUUAACACGAGACAGAGGUGAUUAUUGUAAAGGCAAUUAUUAAAUACAUUUCUAAACAGA
Molecule: messenger RNA, 920 nt
Organism: Pseudophryne corroboree (corroboree frog)
Lineage: Eukaryota; Metazoa; Chordata; Amphibia; Anura; Myobatrachidae
Gene: DTD2
Product: D-aminoacyl-tRNA deacylase 2
Exons: 4
Coding region: 307-813 (168 amino acids)
Biological process (GO): tRNA metabolic process
Cellular component (GO): cytoplasm
Molecular function (GO): D-tyrosyl-tRNA(Tyr) deacylase activity
Source: RefSeq, a predicted model, not a curated record